GGGGACAAACACCCUGAGGAGCCGUUCGCCAAAGCAGCAAAAACCGACUCUUCUCCCGCGCACUUGCAGACCAGAGUCGGCUUCCAGCUUCGCUUCGCCCGAGAACACGCUCCUUGCCAUGACCUGACCACUCGACACUUCUAUAGACGCUACAUAUUUCUUUAAUCAACCAUUCAAUGGCUACCCCGAGCUCGUAGGACAACCACCGACGCGACCACGACAACCGGCCCCUGAGCCCCUACCGACACUAUGCCACCGAAAGCCGGGACCCCAGCCAAGGGCUCGAACGCGGAGUACCAGGCCAUUGCCGCCCAGUGGGCAAAGGCAAAGAAGGCCAAGGAGGCAGAGGAUGCAGCAAAGCAGCAACAGGCCGCGCAGCCGACUGGCGUGGAGGCUGAGCGCGCAGCACUCGAGCGCAAGAGGAAGGCGUCCUUUGAGGGCCGGGCGCUCUGGACGGUCGCGUUCUGGAUCUGGAUGCUCUGUAUCCAUGCCAUUGGCAUCCUGCUCUUCACCAGCGGCUUCCUCCUGACGCGUCUCGUCCUUGAGGAACGAUCCGAGUGCGCCCGGCCGCCCAGCCAGCCACUUGGCAGCUGGCCCGGAGCGGGCACAGUCGAGGGCGGAUGCUGGCAUCCGCGAACCUUCCGCAAAGCCGUCGUCGUCAUCAUCGACGCCCUCCGCUACGACUUCACCAUUCCUGUCGAAGACGCCUCCCAGGCCGAGAUCUACCACAAUGCUCUGCCCUUCCUCCACGAGACGGCGGUCACGUCGCCCCAGCACGCCGUCCUGCUUCCGUUCAUCGCGGAUCCGCCGACCUCGACCCUCCAGCGCCUCCGUGGCCUGACGACGGGCACGCUUCCCACCUUUAUCGAUAUCGGCUCCAACUUUGCCGGCACGGCUGUCGAGGAAGACAACCUGUUGAUGCAAUUCCGAGAACAGGGACAGCGAAUGGUUCAUCUAGGCGACGAUACAUGGACUGCCUUGUUCCCAGACUAUUUCGAGCCCAAUAUCAGCCGAGCCUACGACAGUCUGAACGUAUGGGAUCUCCACACUGUUGACAACGGGGUGAUUGACCACAUCUUUCCUUUGCUGAAGCCCGAGCAGAGCGGAAAGUGGGACGUCAUGUUUGGCCACCUGCUUGGUGUUGACCAUGCCGGACACCGCUACGGACCAAACCACGCGGCGAUGAGAUCCAAGCUCCAACAAAUGGAUGGUUUCGUGCGUGACCUUGCCAAGGCGAUCGAUGACGACACCUUGCUGGUGGUCAUGGGAGAUCAUGGCAUGGAUGGCAAAGGCGAUCACGGUGGUGAGAGUGACGAUGAGGUCCAGGCUGCGCUGUGGAUGUACUCGAAGAAGCCCGUAUUCGGCCGGACCUCGGUCGAGCACAGCAAGCCACCGCCGAAUGCCAAGGUCAGACCCGUCAACCAGAUCGAUCUGGUGCCUACUCUGGCUCUGCUUAUGGGCAUUCCCGUGCCCUACAACAACCUUGGUCGCCCCAUCGAGGAGGCGUUCAUAGGAGCCCAGGGUAAAGCGUGGGAUAGGCUCGCUGCCGCCUCGAGUGUCGUCGCUUCCGGCAUCCGGAGAUACCAGGCUUCCUAUUUUGAGGCCCGAGGCAUUGAGCAGACGACGCAGACCGGCUCGCCAGCUGAUUUGUUUGCGCAGGCCGAGAAGCUCGUGGCCGAGGGUGGCAAGACACCAAACUGGGAUGCUCUUCAUCGCGCGUUUACAAACUACCAGACCGAAACUCUAUCCAUCUGCAAGGACCUCUGGGCACGAUUUGACGUUCCCAAGAUGCUACUGGGUGUUGUUAUCAUGGCAUUUGGUGUCGGGGUGUUGCUGCUCUACGUGUCCAGGGAUGAGGACGAGGACUUUGCAAUUCUCGACGACGUCGACCUCGACUCUGCCGAGAAGAGUUUGGAGCUGCAAGGCGCAGGCACAGAUGUCGCUUCUGUCUCGUACAAGAGCGUCAACCGACACCUGGUCACGGCGGGAGGGAUCAGUGGGGUUCUCGGUUUGUUGCUUGGAUUUGCGGGUGUCUCAUUCACCGGAUCUCAAGACUGGGUCUUGGUUGCCGCUAUCGCGGCGCUGUCCAGCAUGGUCUCUGUGACAGUCAGGCUCCUUGGUAUCGGCAAGAGCCUGCGCAAUCUUCUGCCAAACACUUACUGGGGUUGGCUCGCCGUCGGGUUCACUUUGAGUCAGUCGAUCGGUUUCGCCGCCAAUUCCUACACGAUCUGGGAGGACUCUAUCUCCCUGUUCUUCCUCGCCACGUUUGGCUUCUCUGCCAUGAUUGCCGCGCUAAGACUGCCUACCCGGGGCGAGAGGACACUGGCCAUCUACCAUUCUGUUGUCUUCAUAAUCUUGUCGCGUGCUGCCUCCUUUUCCAAGCUGUGCAGAGAAGAGCAGAUGCCAUACUGCACGUCCACGUUCUAUGCUUCCGCCAACUCGACCACGUCAGCCACUUGGCAACUCGCCAUCCCCUUUGCUGUCAUGCUCAUCCUCCCGUCUGUGAUCAGAGGCUACCUCAUGCCCUCGCGUUCCUACGAGGGUCUUGCUCCAGCCUGGAUCGGGUACAUCUUCAGGGGCGGCUUGUUCCUGUCAGCCGUAUACUGGACUCUGGACGCGGCAGAAAAUGGAGACUGGUUCCCCUCGCUCGAGGAAGGUGCCCUGCAGAACAUCAGGAUCUUCAUCGCGCAGGUCAUCCUCGCGCUGACGCUUGUGGCCGGUUUCGUCGCCUUCGGAUGGGCACCCCCAAGCAUCUCGAUCCGGACACAUGCCAGCGGAGGCCGCACCGCGCAGGUGACGGUCCUAGGGUACGGCAAUGUGCACGGCUCACGCUACCUCCUCCUGCCGAUCAACAUUUGCGGUGCGCUUGUACUCCUGACGAAGCCCAUGGGCAGUGGCGCCAUCGCCAUCAUGCUGUGGCAGGUCCUCUCGCUGCUCGACAUCCUCGACAUCCAGGGCAUCACGGCGGAAGCCAUCGGGCCAGUCGUCCUCGCCCUCCUCGGCAAUUUCCACUUCUUCAAGACAGGCCACCAGGCCACGCUCUCGUCGAUCCAGUGGGACACGGCGUUCAUCCCGCUCACCACGAUCCGCUACCCCUGGACCCCCAUGGUCGUGGCGCUGAACACGUUUGCGGGGCCCGUCCUCGCCUGCGUGGCUGUUCCCCUGCUCGUCCUGUGGAAGACGGGCCCCAAGCGCAAGGGCGUCAUCGAGAGCGCCAGCCGCGUGCUGGGCAUCUUCAUCGCGUACUACGCCGUCGAGACGCUGGCCACCAUGGCCUGGGCGGGCCACCUCCGGCGCCACCUGAUGCUGUACCGCGUCUUCAACCCGCGCUUCAUGAUGGCCGCCGCGGUGCUGCUGGUCGUGGACGUCGUGGGCAUCGCGGUCGCGCUGCUGGGCGUGAGGACCAACAUCCUUGCCGUCAGCGAGGUCUUUGGGUUCGCGGACUGAAGGUUUCGUUGCGAUCCUCAAUAAUCUCGGGUUUCGGGCGAUGAAUUGGUCGGUCGGAGAGGUGUGUGUGUUUUGAUGAAGCCAUCGAAGUGAAGAGCUUGGCCUUUUCGAAAGGAAAAAAGAGAGAGAAAAGGAGAUAAAAAAAGAAAGAGCUGUCGUCAGGGAUAAAAGUCAAGGUGAUCAUGGCAUUUCCCUUUUGUCUGUCAUGUUGCACAUUAGUUGCUGUACACAUAGUCAUUAGUCUCUCUUUGGAGACGAGCCAGCAGGAUAGACUUUUGUGGUCCCCUUGGAUCAAUGCUUGCCACAUAUAGACACAAUGCACACAAAGUAUACUCAGGUACAGGAAUCAGGAGAGCUUUAC
Microdochium trichocladiopsis is the source of this 3808-nucleotide messenger RNA. Its product is annotated as GPI ethanolamine phosphate transferase. Gene Ontology annotation, biological process: GPI anchor biosynthetic process. Gene Ontology annotation, molecular function: mannose-ethanolamine phosphotransferase activity. The record is from RefSeq and is a predicted model, not a curated record. Gene Ontology annotation, cellular component: endoplasmic reticulum membrane. NCBI's taxonomy places the organism in Eukaryota, Fungi, Ascomycota, Sordariomycetes, Xylariales, Microdochiaceae. The transcript has a single exon. The coding region runs from base 250 to 3447 and encodes 1065 amino acids.